Molecule: messenger RNA, 500 nt
Organism: Anopheles funestus (African malaria mosquito)
Lineage: Eukaryota; Metazoa; Arthropoda; Insecta; Diptera; Culicidae
Exons: 2
Coding region: 17-343 (108 amino acids)
Source: RefSeq, a predicted model, not a curated record
AACACUGUGGAAUGUUAUGUACGAUGACCUUCUUCGUUUGGAGCUGUUCGGAAAGCGUGCGGACAUUAUAGGGUUUGCAGACGACGUGGCGUUUACCCUUAUCGGGAGGGACCCGCAGGAAAUCAGCAACCUUGCUACGAGGAACCUGGAGAUGAUCGAGCGUUGGAUGGAUGGAGUGGGAUUGAAGCUGGCCCAUCAAAAGACCGGCUACAUGAUCUUCUGCACUCAUCACAACCCGCAGGGCAUGGGUUUCUCCGGAGCUACUUCGUCGACAAAGGCAUCCUCGACGGCUCGCCAAACUGCCCGGUGUGUGAACACCAAGUGGAAGAUGUCGACCACGUAAUGUUCCACUGUCCACGGUUCGCUCGAACCCAACACGAGAUGCAGCAGCAGAGCCACACCCGCUUGACGAUAGAAAAUCUUGCAGCGGAAAUGUGUGCCAACAGCAGCACAUGGGAAGCAGUCCGGACCGCCGCAAGGACCAUCUUCAGAAACCUCCA